Molecule: messenger RNA, 348 nt
Organism: Colletotrichum fioriniae
Lineage: Eukaryota; Fungi; Ascomycota; Sordariomycetes; Glomerellales; Glomerellaceae
Source: RefSeq, a predicted model, not a curated record
AUGGCAAUCUCCCCCGAAGUAGCAGAAAUCAUUCGCCGCAAAAAGGCCCAAUACUGCCGCUUCGCCGACACAUGCGAAUGGCACCGCUUCGACGCAAUCAUGCUCCCCACCCUCACCUUCGAAGCCCACGACCUAGACGGGAGCAUCCUGACCCUGAACGGCGUCCCGUACCGCUGGACAUCGCGCGAGGCGUGGAUCGCGCACUUUAGCGAGGCGUUCAAGGUCAUGCAGACGAUGCACCUGACGGACGCGGGGGAGCUGGAGCAGGUUUCCGAGGACGAGGUGAAGGCUGUGUUUGGGGGGCUCGGAGUCGGGUUCGCAUUCUACGGGUGCCGGGCAUUAUCAUGA